AUGAAGGAUGAUGACUAUUACGAUUUCGCUGCAUACGCGUGUGGGACCCAACUAGACGGGGAAAUGUUCGUGGAGCAUGAUGUUACUGAUAUUGGAGCCUCAGUAAGUAGUCCAAGGUGUGUCAAUGAGAAUGUUAAGAUGGAAGGAUGUGAUGAUAAUUUAGUAGAAGGAUUGGGUGAUAGUGAGGAUGAACGGUCUACUGUUAUUAUAGAUGGUUUUGAAGGGAUUUGUGUAACUAAACCCAUUAAUGAGAGCCCUUCAGUUGGUGAGUUUAUGACUGGGUCUAAACAGUAA
Vicia faba (fava bean) is the source of this 294-nucleotide messenger RNA. The record is from the annotation of a GenBank genome assembly. NCBI's taxonomy places the organism in Eukaryota, Viridiplantae, Streptophyta, Magnoliopsida, Fabales, Fabaceae.